CAAUGCUUCUCCCCCUUUACGACUCCUCUCUUUACCGCUCUCCGACCUCCGGACAUCAUGUCGCGGCGCAAAAACCGAAGACCCGGGAAGGGAGCCACGAAACCUCAGGGGAACCAUCCGCAGAAUCCCGGGAAAAAUGUCAAGAAAGAUCCUGGAAUACCCAACCUUACUCACUUCAAGGAACAGGCUAAAAGAGAGGCCGAGCAGAAGAAGAAAAGGGUGGAAGAGAUGAGGGCCAAGCAAAAGGCUUCCAGGCAGAAAGAGAUGGCGAAGAGGAGAAGCUUGGACACUUUCCAGAAAGAUGUGCUGAAGCGGCAGCGGGAGUUCGAACAGAAGGAAGCCGAUCUGAAGAGCUUGGAGAAACAUGAGCAGCUGGAGAAUGAGAGUUCUAGGAAAGCAUAUUAUCGUGAAUUUAAAAAGGUGGUUGAAGCUGCUGAUGUUAUCCUGGAAGUACUGGAUGCCAGGGAUCCUUUGGGCUGCCGGUGCCCUCAGGUAGAGCAGGCUGUGGUACAGAGUGGAGCAAAUAAGAAGCUGGUCCUGGUUCUUAAUAAAAUAGAUUUGGUGUCCAAAUCCAUAGUGGAGAAAUGGUUGAAGUAUUUGCGGAAUGAGUUCCCCACUGUGGCUUUCAAGGCUUCUACACAGCAGCAGAAUAAGAACUUGCAACAGAGCAGGGUGCCGGUCACCCAGGCAUCUGAGGAUCUUCUGAGCUCCGGUGCCUGUGUUGGUGCUGACUGCCUGAUGAAACUUCUUGGAAAUUACUGCAGAAACCUGGACAUUAAGACUGCCAUAACAGUAGGAGUUGUAGGUUUUCCAAACGUGGGAAAGAGCAGUUUAAUCAACAGUUUGAAGAGGGCCCGUGCUUGUAAUGUAGGAGCUACACCUGGGGUGACGAAGUGCCUGCAAGAGGUCCACCUGGACAAACAUAUCAAACUUCUCGACUGUCCGGGUAUUGUCAUGGCGACCUCCACAUCUGAUGCCGCUAUGAUCCUGCGGAACUGUGUAAAAAUUGAGCAGCUUGUGGACCCUGUAGGACCGGUGGAAGCCAUUUUGAGACGUUGCAAUAAAGAUCAGAUUAUGCAGCACUACAAGGUGACCAACUUCAGGGACACGCUGGAAUUCCUGGCCAUGCUUGCUAAGCGACAGGGGAAAUUGAAGAAAGGAGGCAUGCCAGACCAUGAAAAGGCGGCUAAAUCUGUUCUAACAGAUUGGGUUAGUGGUAAAAUCAGUUAUUUUACGCAUCCGCCAGAAACGCACACGCUUCCCACACACAUCAGCGCAGAGAUUGUAGCGGAAAUGGGGAAAGCUUUUGACUUUGAAGCACUGGAGAUGGAUAAUCAUGAGUCUUUGUCAAAAAUCCAGUCGGCUCCUCAGGGCAUAGCUAUGGAGGCUUCAGGCCUGACUACUGGAGUCGGACAGGAAUCGGAGGAAGUAGAGGCUGUUGAGCUGGAAGACUCGGCUGAAGAAGCAGACACACAAGCUGAUGCAAUGGAAGAGGACAGAGAUCUUGAGUUUGGGCCUAUGACUGUGGAAAUUAAAACAGCAAAAAGCAAAGUGCAAACGGACACAGAGAAGGUUCCCAGAGCACCCAGCCUGAAGGAAAUUCAAGCAGUAGAUCCUCUGCAGCAAGGCCAGGCAUUGAAGGCAGCCGGCAAGAGGAGGAAGAAGUUGCAGAAAAGAGCAGAUAAGCUUGCCACUAAAUUAUCUGAUACGUUAACACAAGCAAUGAAUUUUGGAAUGAGCGACUGAAUAGAGAAAAUAAAGUUCAAAGACUUUUGCCUUGGGAUCCCGAGAUUGGUCAUCUUGCAUCCCACACUUGCUCUGAAAACAUGAAUACAGACUGUGUUGUGUAAUACUAAAAAUAUUUAUCAGCCUUUGUCUAAUAAAGACACUUUAUACCAAAGAA
This is a messenger RNA of Rana temporaria (common frog), 1903 nucleotides long. RefSeq names its product G protein nucleolar 3 like (gene GNL3L). The transcript has 15 exons. Gene Ontology annotation, molecular function: GTP binding. The record is from RefSeq and is a predicted model, not a curated record. Bases 58 to 1746 code for a protein of 562 amino acids. Gene Ontology annotation, cellular component: nucleolus. Lineage: Eukaryota; Metazoa; Chordata; Amphibia; Anura; Ranidae.